Lolium rigidum is the source of this 639-nucleotide messenger RNA. RefSeq names its product early nodulin-93-like. NCBI's taxonomy places the organism in Eukaryota, Viridiplantae, Streptophyta, Magnoliopsida, Poales, Poaceae. The record is from RefSeq and is a predicted model, not a curated record. The transcript has 4 exons. The coding region runs from base 150 to 425 and encodes 91 amino acids.
UGCACAUCCGUGCCCGACCUUUCCGCUCGCCAAGCCGCCUCGCGCCGCCCCAGCAGCAGAAAAACAAAGGCCAACGCGAAGCGGGUCAGCAACCACUGCCAAUCAAUCGGUCGAGCGCCAGGGGAGAGAAGAGAACAGAGCAAGGAGCCAUGGCCGGCAGAUCCCCCAAGGAGGAAUCGAGCGCCGCCGUCCGAGAGGCCGUCCUGUUGGGAGGGAAGAACGCUGCAAUUGCUGGUACCAUAGUUGCGGUUCCCACGUUGGUUGCUUGCCGUGUCCUUCCUUGGGCUAAGCACAAUCUUAACUACACUGCGCAAGCGCUCAUCAUAUCGGCAGCCUGUAUCGCUGGCUUCUUCAUCACUGCCGAUAAAACCAUUCUACGAAACGCAAGACAAAACACUAUCGGGAGGAUCGACAAGUCGACUUGAUCCAGGACUGUACAGAGCCAAGGGUGAUGGGAAUGGUGAAAACUCCCGUCUGCUCAAUCCAUGGAGUACACAACAAAUUGUUGAUUUUCAGUUUCAAGCUUAUUUUGUACCUAACCUUGCGUUGUAAAGACUAAGGAAAGUUGUUUCAUGUUAGGGCAGUGGAUCCCAUUUGCGCCCAGUUGAAAAUGGAAUAAAAGAUGGUAUGUUCCUAUUG